AUGAUUCUGGUGAUUCCAGGAGAUACAUACAAACAUGUGUUCCUACUGCCAUCUAGUGAUGAGCCACUAGAUGCCACUGUUAAACAAAAACAGUGGUGCGACCGAAGAAGAAGAAGAAGAAGAAGCAGAGACCCGGAUGAGGAGAACAUAAAGCGGAAGCAGGCCUCGGCUCGUCCUUUUUCCUGUGGAGCUAACCACGUUGGUAGCGUCUGUUCCUGGCUCACCGCUGUUCGCUUGAAUUUGUUCCGAAUAAGUCGGUCAGGAAUAAUUAAAAUGGCUUUCAAGGACACUGGUAAGGCACCUGCUGACACUGAGGUCGCCAUCCAUCGCAUCCGCAUCACCCUCACCAGCCGCAACGUCAAAUCUCUGGAGAAAGUCUGUGCAGACCUGAUCCGUGGAGCCAAGGAGAAGAACCUGAAGGUGAAGGGACCAGUCCGCAUGCCAACCAAGACUCUGCGCAUCACCACCAGGAAGACUCCCUGCGGUGAAGGAUCUAAAACCUGGGAUCGCUUCCAGAUGAGGAUCCACAAACGCCUGAUUGAUCUGCACAGCCCAUCUGAAAUUGUCAAGCAGAUCACCUCGAUCAGCAUCGAACCAGGCGUAGAGGUUGAAGUCACCAUUGCAGAUGCAUAAGCAGUGCAGUUUUUCAAUAAAGAACUGAAAAAAAGAAA
Molecule: messenger RNA, 671 nt
Organism: Girardinichthys multiradiatus
Lineage: Eukaryota; Metazoa; Chordata; Actinopteri; Cyprinodontiformes; Goodeidae
Gene: rps20
Product: ribosomal protein S20
Exons: 5
Coding region: 1-633 (210 amino acids)
Biological process (GO): translation
Cellular component (GO): ribosome; cytosolic small ribosomal subunit
Molecular function (GO): structural constituent of ribosome; RNA binding
Source: RefSeq, a predicted model, not a curated record